Formica exsecta is the source of this 1627-nucleotide messenger RNA. Its product is annotated as sepiapterin reductase-like. The record is from RefSeq and is a predicted model, not a curated record. Gene Ontology annotation, biological process: tetrahydrobiopterin biosynthetic process. The transcript has 5 exons. The coding region runs from base 450 to 1244 and encodes 264 amino acids. NCBI's taxonomy places the organism in Eukaryota, Metazoa, Arthropoda, Insecta, Hymenoptera, Formicidae. Gene Ontology annotation, molecular function: sepiapterin reductase (NADP+) activity.
GAUAAUUCGUUCGGAGAAAAUCGACAAUUAUUCACAGUUAUCGCCAUUAGUUUCUAUAAUUCGAUCCUAACCCUUUUUGGUAAAUGUACUAGAUUCUAGAUUAAGAGUUCUUCAAGGAGGUACAACAAAAAAGGACCUUGUAACAUCACUGUCAGUAGCAAAGGAGGAUUCCAUUGCACGUUUAAUUACUUCCGGAAAUAAUCCCCAAUCUGAGGAAGAAGCUGAGUUGGCAUCAAAUCCUCUGAUACGACAUAUAGCCCCACAUUUACAAGCUUUAACAGCUAGCGAAUUAGUUCAUCUGUUGAAGGCAGACGUACUACAAACAACCACAGAAGCCGAGCAACAACAGAAUAUCACAGAAGAAUUACAAACAAAUCAACUGUCGACAGAACAUACUGACAAGUCGAAAGACAAUAAUUAACUUCUAUAAUUUUGCAAUAUAAGACACCAUGUCGAUUGAAGCACUAUCUGGUAAAGUUUUCUUAGUGGUAACUGGUGCGAGUCGUGGUAUCGGUCGUCAAAUCGCGAUAACAUUCGGUUCGCUACUGCAGGAGGGCUCGCAUAUUCUUUUGUUAGCAAGAAACCUAAAUGAUUUAAAAGAAGUCGCGAAGAAUAUACCAUCCAAAGUGACAGUUCAUACUGUUAGUAUAGAUCUUGGUGAAGCGAAAGUGACGAAAACCGAUUUUGAAGAGACCAUAUUGGGAUGCCUAAAUGGAACCACUCGCGACGCAUUUGAUCGAGUGGUCGUAGUGCAUAAUGUAGGUACUAUCGGCGAUGUCACAAAAUUUGUAAAUGAGAUGGUGGAUAUAGAUGUCUGGAAUCAAUUUUAUACCCUAAACUUGUUCCUGCCAACUAUUUUGAAUGCGGUGAUUAUGAAUUUGUUUGACAAUAGUACAAAUACUAAGAAAGUGGUUAUAAAUAUUACGUCUCUGUUUGCUAUUCAAGCAAACAUGGCCUGUGGUUAUUAUUGCUCGGCGAAGGCAGCACGGGAAAUGUACUUUAAGGUCUUUGCCUUAGAAAAUCCUGAUGUUAACGUAUUAAGUUAUGCACCAGGACCCGUCGAUACAGAUAUGUUUCAAACAGUGCGCGGAAUGAUCGCCAAUCCCGAAAGUAGAAAAACAUUUGAACACUUGCGUGAAACCAAUACUGUAUUGACUACAGAACAGACAGUUAAUCGUCUUGUGGAAAUCUUGAAAGAACAUAAGUACAACGCGGGCGAUCAUGUGGACUAUUACGACAAUUAAAGCAGCGGCGAUGGUAAUAACUAUAUCUUAUUAAUCUUUAAAGAUAAAAACAUAUGGAAGCGAGAUAAUUAUUUAAAAACAAUUUUUUUGUGAGUAAGUUUUUAUUCUUUCUUAACUAAAAUAAUAUUAUAUAUAUUCUACCUUUAAAGAUGACGCGUUAACCUUUGUGAAAUAGUAUAAAAAUAAAUCAUUUCUAUAAGUAAUUUAUAUUAUUAAUUUAUAAAUUUUCUUUAAAAUUCUUUUACGACUAAGUACUAGAAAUCCAUGAUAUUCAUAUAAUAAUCAAUAAUUAAAAUCACAAGGGUUGUAUAUUAUUUUCUAAAAUCACAGACUAUGAAAUAAACCACAAUAUUCAUAUUUUCUAUGAUAUUGCUUGCUUCAAU